AGAAACUCAUGGGAAAGAACAUGGAACAUGCCCCUUCUUGGCAGGUGAGAUGGGUAAAGGCAGGAUCACCGUAAAGAAAAUGAGUGAUCGCCUUCCCCGGAAUCCUGGCCGCGGACGCGUCUUCCGUCGAGAAGAGGGCGAGUCUAAAAUCCCCCGCAGGGAACAAAAGGCACAUGCCGUCGUUCUCGAGAUCGGAUGCCUCUGCUAUCAAGACCUUCUUCCACUUAAAAGAUACAUCACCACCCGCCGCUGACGCCUUGCUUGACACAAUGCUGCGGGGCGCCUCGACAGUCGCUCGGCGCUGCGCCCAUGCGCGCGUCAUGCGAGCCCCGACAGCAGCGAUGAGCACGUCGGCGAUCCGCCUGUCGGAUUCGAGUUCAAGCUCGAGCUCGAAUUCGAGCUCUCACCUGCCCGGCUAUCCCUCGUCGCCAUUCCUCUCCUCGCUAAAGGACUCGAUCUUUGACUCUGUCCGAACGAGCACUUCGCCUGCGAACAAUCCAUCAAAAUCAUCGAUCCCCACCUUCCGGCUGCUAGACUCGCACGGCUCGCUCCUCGAAGGCGUCUCCGAGGAGUCGCUUGAGCUCACAAAGGAGGAGGCCGUCAAGAUGUACGAGCACAUGCUCCUCCUUCCCGCCCUCGAUGUAAUUCUGUACAAUGCGCAGCGACAGGGCAGGAUCAGCUUCAUGAUGACCAGCCACGGCGAGGAGGCGGCCAUCAUUGGCAGCGCCUCGGGCCUUGGCGCGCAGGACGAGGUGUUUGCGCAGUACCGCGAGAUGGGCGUGCUCCUCUGGAGAGGCUUCUCGCUGGACCAGGUCAUGAGUCAGGUGGGUCUGACGAUCAAAUCUAGCUCCUGUCAGUCCGUAGCCAUCUCACCUCGCCUUCUCCUUGUGUGAUGAAUUCCAGGUCUUUGGCGCCCAUGACGACCUGGGCAUGGCCCGUCAGAUGCCGAUCCACUUUGGCUCCACGGCCCACCACUUCCACACCAUCUCGAGCCCCCUGGCGACGCAGAUCCCGCAAGCGGCCGGCUCGGGCUAUGCACUGAAGCGGACAAAGGGCCGCGAGGACGACGUGGCCGUCUGCUUCUUUGGCGAGGGUGCCGCGAGCGAGGGCGACGCGCACGCGGGCAUGAACAUGGCUGCCACGCUCAAGUGUCCUGUCCUGU
Acaromyces ingoldii is the source of this 1162-nucleotide messenger RNA. RefSeq names its product thiamine diphosphate-binding protein. The record is from RefSeq and is a predicted model, not a curated record. Gene Ontology annotation, biological process: branched-chain amino acid catabolic process. The transcript has a single exon. The coding region runs from base 174 to 893 and encodes 239 amino acids. Lineage: Eukaryota; Fungi; Basidiomycota; Exobasidiomycetes; Exobasidiales; Cryptobasidiaceae. Gene Ontology annotation, molecular function: oxidoreductase activity, acting on the aldehyde or oxo group of donors, disulfide as acceptor.